UUUUAGCCUAUGUUCUGUCUCAUGCCUCAUGGAUUACAGCCUAUCAGAUUACAAAUACCACCUUUUUAUUUCCAGUUGCUGAAUCAAUCGAUGAACUGUCUGAAGUAGAAUCUAUUCCACUAUCAAAAUCUGAAGAACGCUUGAAUUUUCUUUCAAGAAUGAAUAGUCAAGAGGCGAUUAAUCCUUCAACAUCACGAUCAUCGAUAUAUAAUCAAAAGUUGCUUGGCCUUUUCUCAACUGCUGACGAUACAUCUACAACAACAAAUCGACGAUGUGUACAAUUCAUGAAAAAAUCAAAUAUGCCUAAACAAAAUGAAAAGUAA
Messenger RNA from Trichobilharzia szidati, 323 nucleotides. NCBI's taxonomy places the organism in Eukaryota, Metazoa, Platyhelminthes, Trematoda, Strigeidida, Schistosomatidae. The record is from the annotation of a GenBank genome assembly.